This is a messenger RNA of Patella vulgata (common limpet), 4072 nucleotides long. RefSeq names its product serine/threonine-protein phosphatase 6 regulatory ankyrin repeat subunit A-like. Bases 206 to 3817 code for a protein of 1203 amino acids. Gene Ontology annotation, biological process: protein localization to ciliary inversin compartment. Gene Ontology annotation, molecular function: protein binding. The record is from RefSeq and is a predicted model, not a curated record. Gene Ontology annotation, cellular component: ciliary inversin compartment. The transcript is spliced from 2 exons. Lineage: Eukaryota; Metazoa; Mollusca; Gastropoda; Patellidae.
UAGAAAUUAAAUUAUAUACCCUGGCGAUGAGUAAAAUUUUGCCAAUUCAUCCAAGCGUGUUACGUUCUUUAAGUUAACUGUGUAUGGUUAUACGAGACUAUUGUAUAUAUACGUCACUAGGAAGCGUAUCGUACAAGAUUCAGUGUGACAAAUGUCAGUUAAUUUGAUAAAUUUACAUCUACCAGUUUAAGUUUUAUUUAUAGCAAUGAAUCGACGUAGAAAAAAGGAAAACUGGAAACAGUUAAAAGAAGCUGUCAUUAAUAAUGAUACAGUUGCUGUAGAAAGAAUUAUUCAGGAGCAUGUAGAAUUAGGAGACGACUGUAAUAUACCGCCUUGGAUAUGGGUAAAGGAGUGUGCAGCUGCUCUUAAAAACAGAUGCCUACCUAUGGUGAAAUUGUUGCUGUCCUCAAAGAGUAUUGCUAGGCACUUUGUAGGUAUUGAGACCAAUAUACAACUGAUGAAGACUGCAAUAAAAUCUGAUUUCGCGGAGGGCGUUCAGUUCCUUCACUUUAAAGGAGUACCUCUUUAUCUUUCUGCUUCAAUAUCACAUUACAGUUGGCAUGCCAUCAUUGAAUGUGUCCAGAACAAUAAGAUCGAGGUGUUAACAUAUCUACUUGAUAUAACAGAUCUAGAUAAAAACCCCGACAAAGACGAGACCUUAUUAAUGUUAUGUUGCCGACAAUUACACGUGGAAAGUUUGGAGAUUUUGUUGAAGAGUGAACUAAAAAAUACAAUUAAUCAACAAACAGGCGAUCGUCAAUAUUCGGCUCUACACUAUUGUAUUGGUCCCUGGCGGAAGAAGGAAGUUCUUGAUUGUGUACAAUUAUUGGUGGAGGCAGGGGCGGAUGUCAAUCUAUGGGAUAUUGAUUGGGAAACCCCAAUCCAAAAAGCUGCUGAACGUGGUAUGGUGGCAGUGGUAAUAUUUUUGGCAAAAAGAGGAGCAAACCUUGAUAUUAGAUACAAUAAAGGUACCCUUAUUCAUUGUCUUGCAGCAGAGGCUAACGAAAUGUCAGGCUAUUAUGAUGAAUGUGUUCAAUUAUUAAUAACCAAAGGUAUAGACAUUAACGAACUGAACUCAUCCAAUGAAACUCCACUGUAUUUAGCAGUAUGUCAUGAAGAGAUGGUGAAGACAUUAAUUAAAUCACACUGUGAUGUCAAUAUCAAAGUAGGCGACGACAUGGGAUCAGUUUUAAUGGAGCCAAUAGGAUACAGUGAUACUAUUACUCAAAUACUGAUUAAUGCUGGAUGUGAUGUUAACAUCGCUGAUAAAUACGGUGUGACACCUUUAAUGAAGUCUAUAAAAUGCUAUCAGACGACUAUCACUGAGAUACUGAUUAAUGCUGGAUGUGAUGUUAACAUCGCUGAUAAAGACGGCGUUACACCUUUACUGGAGUCAAUAAGAAGACCAGAUGCGACGAUGGCUGAAACACUGAUUAAAGCUGGAUGUGAUGUUAACAUCGCUGAUAAAAACGGCGUAACACCUUUAAUGAAAUGCGUGAAGAUGGGUAAUCUUGUUUUAGUUAAACAGCUUAUUGACCGCGGUGCAUCUGUGAACGCUAAAGAUAACAACGGAUGUUUUGUAUUGGACUAUUUAUUUCGUUCUCACCACCGUUCGACAGAUAUUGUUAAGAUAAUGAUAGAGGCUGGGGCUGAUAUCCAUAAAGGUAAUAAUCUGUUGUCUAGAGCAAUUGAUUGUCAAAAGUAUAAAACGGCUUCAUUACUCAUGGAACACGGCAUCGAUGUCAAUACGGUAGAUAAAAAUGGAGAUAAACCCCUUGCUCUUGCCUCCAAACAUUGUAAAACACAUUUGGUAACAUUGCUGAUAUCAACAGAUUGUGAUAUAAAUCACCAGAAUCUACGAGGAGAAACAGUGUUGCACAAAGUGUCGAGAUAUUCUGCUUAUAAUCAAAACAAGAAGAAAAUAAUAAAAACGUUACUACAGAAUGGGGUGAACGUCAAUCUUAAUGACGUCGAUGGAGAGACGGCCUUGUUCAUAGCAGUAGGUAAUAGAGAAAGAUCUAUUACUGAAGAAUUAUUGAAGGCUGGUGCUGAUGUAAACCACUGUGAUAACAGAGAAAGAACCCCAAUGAUGAUCGCAGUUAAAAAUAAGGAUAAUGUUAUAGCAAAUAUUUUACUACAAGCUGGUGCCGAUCUGAAACCGAAAGAUGUAUGGGGUAGAAAUGCGCUAUACCUUGCAGUACUCUUGAAAGUUUCACUGGAUUUAGAUGUUUUACUUAAAUAUUCAAAUUUGAGAAGUGAAGCAGAUAACGCCACAUAUGAGGAAGGCAAAACAUCUUUAAUGGCGGCAGCAGAAAGAGGACCUAAACCUAUGGUAGAAACACUACUCAAUGUUGGUUGUAAUAUCAACCUACAAGAUCAUUGUGGUAAGACGGCAUUGAUGUUUGCUGUUGACAACCAGGAUGAAACUAUUUUAUCACUUCUACUACAGAAUGGUGCAGACUAUAAUAUUUGUGAUGCCGAUGGCAGAACAGCGUUGCUGUUGGCAGCAGAAAGAGGACCUAAAGACAUAGUAGAAAAACUACUCAUUGCUGGCUGUAAUAUCAACUUACAAGACCAUCGUGGUAAGACGGCGUUGAUGUUUGCUGUAGACAACCAGCAUGAAACUAUUUUAUCACUUCUAUUACAGAAUGGUGCAGACUAUAAUAUUUGUGAUAACAAUGGCCAAACAGCGCUGAUGGCGGCAGUACAGAAACAAAAAGAAAUUCAUUGUGAGGAUUUACUGAAAGCUGGGGCUGAUGUUAAUUUGAGUGAUAACAAUGGAAAUACAACUUUGUUGAUUGCAGUCCGGUUGAAUAACUGGAAGAUUGUAAAUGGUUUACUGAAUGCUGGAGCUGAUGUUAAUCUGAGUGAUGACAAUGGAGAGACAGCUUUGAUGAUAGCAGCACGAAACUGUAAUAGGCUGAAUGACAGGAAGAUUGUAAAUAAUUUACUGAAUGCUGGAGCUGAUGUUAAUUUUAGCUAUAACAAUGGAAAUACAGCAUUGCUGACUGCAGUCGGGUUUUAUAACAGGAAGAUUGUAACUGAUUUACUGAAGGCUGGAGCUGAUGUUAAUCUGAGUGAUAAUAAUGGAGAGACAGCUUUGAUGAUAGCAGCACGGAACUGGGACAGAUUUAUUUUAGAAUGUUUACUGAAAGAUGGAGCUGAUGUUAAUCUGAGUGAUACAUGGGGGAGAUCAGCUAUACAUGGUAUAAUGGUUGAUGAUGGUUAUCAUUAUAGAUGGAUCAACUGUCUAAAAUUACUUUUAAUCAAUAAAUGUUACGCGUCUCUUGAUACUCCGGGAGAAGAUGGAAAAACUUUAUUCGAAUGGUUACUGCUGGAAAAAAUGGAACAAGAUCUUAUAUGGUAUCUCAUAACGGAAAAUUGUUCUCUCAAAGGUUUGGAUCUUUCAAAGGUCAAAGAUAAAUUUCAAUUUCCCGAUAUGUUGAUGCUUUCUAAAAUUCUGUUUGAAAGUGGUGCACCGAAGAGUGAAGUAGAGACCAUGAUUUUGUUGUCGGUUUUAAAUACUGAUUUGUCGCGUUCCACACAUAAUCCGAUGCUUGGUGAAUCUGAAGAUAAACAACAACUUGAUGAUUUCCGCGAUUCCUGUAAAUCGAGAAGUUUGAAGUCAAGAUGUAGAAGAGAAAUCAGAAACUGUAUCGGACCAGGAAUCAGCAGUAAAAUAACUCAAGUUGGUUUACCGAAACGUUUACAAGAUUAUGUCGUCAUGAAAGACUUGAUACCCGAGAAAUACUAUACUCUUGUACUAAACGAUGAAGAUGACGACGAUGAACAUUGGGUAAAGUUAUUAUUUUUAUGAACCAGAUUACUAUUCUGACAAUUAUUAUUAUGAUUCCUAUGGCAGCAGUGCUAAAAGUUAUUAUGAACCAGAUUAUUAUUAUGAUUUUUCUGACUAAAGACUAAUUAAUAUUGACGACUGCAAUGUGAAUAAUUAGUUAAUGUUGUACUUUUAUUUUCACUUAACAUACUAUAAAAAUCUAGCUAUGCUAUGAUAUUAACAUUAACAACUACAGUGUGAAUAAUUAGUAGUCUUACUCCAGUCAAUAUUCUACUU